GCGCAUUACGCACCGGCUCACUUUAGCACUCCUCCUUCUUUUGUUUCUGGGUCCUUCCGUUUGCUCUCUCCCCCUCUUUUAUUCCUCUUGAAACGUACUUCCGGAAUCCUAUCUCGCUUAGGUCAUUCGCUUCCAUAACUUGCAGAUUGGAGCGCCGCACCUCUCUCCCUCGCCAUAGGUUUCGUUGCAAAGUGUUCGUCGAGUCAGGAUCCUGAAAUUCGCGAUUCAGAUCUAAUUUCUUCGGCUUUUCGUGCCGAUUUUGAGAGGUCUAUUAUCUACAAGUGGCUGAUCUAAUUAGUUUUUGCUAAGCAACCAUGCGGAGAUAUGAAGAUGAUCUAGAUGAGUAUGAGGAGUAUGAGGAGGAAGGAGAUGAACGAGAGGAUGGCUAUGAAUAUGAAGAGGAUGGAGCUGGAUAUGAAGAAGCGGAGGAGGGGGAGGAGGAAGAAGAAAAAGAAGAAAGGAAGCCAACACAGGAAGAACUGGAAUAUCUUGAAUUAAGGCAGAGGCUGAAAGACUCUAUUAGAAAGAAGAUGAAGAAGGAGAGCAGUUCUGCUCGCAUGAAUUUGCAAGAGAAAAAAAGAAAACUUCCAUAUGACAAUUACGGAUCCUUCUUCGGCCCAUCUCAGCCUGUUAUCGCACAAAGGGUGAUUCAAGAAAGCAAGUCUUUCUUAGAAAACCAGCAUUUGGAGUCUAGGAUAUUGAAUUCCAAUCGGAGUUUUCUUUGUUUUCUGAUGGAGCUUAGCUUGCGUGCUCAGUUUGUUGAUUGUAUGUUGUGGUCAGGUGCUUUUAAUGGCCAAAUGCAUCAUCCCAGGUCUGGGUCAGGUUCCUUGAAUGGGCAGACAAAUCAUGCUAGAACAGGUUCCAUGAAUGGCCAAGUGCAUUCUAGAUCCAGUUCCGUGAAUGGUCCAGUGCAUUCUAAGCCAUUGAUUUUGAAUUCAGCUUCUUCUAGUAAAUCCAGUUUGAAGCCAACAGAUUCCAGAAAGCAUGUCGGUAGCAACAAUGGAAUUGGUCCUGGCCGGCCUGUGGCAAAAACUUUGCCUCCCAAAACUCCAGUUGUCUCCUUAGAGAGAAAGGCUUCUGUGUCAGGUGCAAAGGAUCCCUUACCCAAUGGGCAGAAGCUACCCUCUUCAAAGAUGCACUCAUCUGAUCCAAGAAAACAUAUGGAACAGAGGAAGGGGGCCAACGAACCAAAUAAGCCUAAAAUAAUUUCAAAACAGUCAGCAGCACCCUCAAAACCUCAGAUGAACAAGCCACUCAGGCAAAUUUCUUCUCAUAAUGACCACCAACCCAAAAAGAAGCCUGUAAAACGUUCUGAGGAUGAAAUAGCUCUUGACAUGAUCAGGAAGAUGUUUAAUUCAAAAAUUGCGAAAAAAGAAGAUGAGGAACAACUACGGCUGAUAGAGGAAGAAGAGCGGCAAGAGCGAAUGAGAAAGUUGGCGAAGAAGCGCAAGCUGAGCCAUCACUAA
Messenger RNA from Carica papaya (papaya), 1466 nucleotides. Lineage: Eukaryota; Viridiplantae; Streptophyta; Magnoliopsida; Brassicales; Caricaceae. The record is from RefSeq and is a predicted model, not a curated record.